AUGUUACCCCCGUUUCGCAUCAAGGGCAUCGUUGGACAUCCCUUACAUCGGAGAAGAUCUUCUAAGAAUGACGCUGAGCAUGGAUCUGAGAGCUCUGCGACCGAGACUCCAGAAAACCAACAAAGUGCCGAGUUUGAGGUCCAAGGAGAUGGAGUAGUCCAAGUCUCGGCCAGUGAGUAUGACAGUACUAUAUCAAAUCUCCCAGCAGCGAAGCUUCGAUAUCAAGAUGAAGAUGAUGGCGAGAUCGUGGUCGUCGGUUCGUCACUAGAGCUUUCACAGCUUAUUGGUGAAAUCUUGCCUAGUAGCUACUGCCUACCGCUUAGCACACUCAACGCGGAGCAAAGUCCAGCCAUGCACACAUUCGAGAUUCAACAAACCAUCCCGGUGGUCAAUAUCUGGCGGGAUUUUCGUUUGAGGACCGUGAGGAAUAGUAUCUCCGGACUACCUUCCGGCCAACCGAUACCCCUAAGCCGCAGUCGCCCUUUGGAAGCCAGUCGCCGCUUAAUAAAUACUCGCCCAAACUCUUCAUAUGAUACAAAAGAUCUACCCGUUGCCCAGAAAGGAGAUGGUUCUAGUGAGGCUCCGUUGAGUUGGCACGACGGUUAUUUGCAAACCAUGGCAAACAUGGACAACAAGGAACAUUACGCUUCAGAUACUAAAGACCCUAAUGAUGUGACCACAGAGACGAAUACUGACAAACAUCUCGAAUCUUCUGCUGAAGGCUCCUCGUCUGGAAGUAAAUAUAUUACUGAAGAAGGGAAGAAGCAGGCACAUGCUGCUGGAAGACUCCUUCGGGACGCCCAUAGAGCAUAUUGGCCAAAGCUGCCUGGAGCUUUACCUGCCGAUGACCGCGGAAAUUUCUGGCGCACAUAUGAGCCGACCCAGCAGUUCUGUGAAUAUCCUCUUACUACGAGAGAAAGGGAACCUGAUAGUCCCGAAUCUCCCCUUGAAACACCUUCUAAGCCACUGUUAUCUCAAUUUGAAGCUGAGCUAUCCCGACUCAUGGCAGAAAAUACCCAAUGGGAGUCCGCGCCUGCUACCACUACUACUACUACUGUAGAGCCAAAAGUGGUGACAUCUCAAGAGCCUACCCCUAAUUGGGCUUCGACAGAAGCGCAAGGACCAAGAACAGAACCUGCACAAGAACCUGCCUCUUACUCGGCCUCAGAGGAAGCGCCAUGCCCUGCUGAGACUAUCCCCCAUAUCGUUACGGUGUUUGGAAAGUCUUUCCAGUCUCUCUUAUCUCACGUAACCGAGCUCAAUACUGAGUUGACUGCUCGGCUUCCCGAAGUUGAGCAGAGAGUGACAAAUCUACAACAUCAAGUCCCAGAUCAAAUGCAAAAUGCCAUUCACGAAACUCUACAUGCUAUGGGUUGCCACAUACAAAAUUUGGCAGGAAUCAUGCAGGAGGCUGCCGCUUCUGCACGGUCAUCCUCCAUCGCAACGAGCGAAGCAGAGAGAGUGGUGACUGCUCAGAUGACUAAUCUGCGAAACCUGGCAUCCGAGAUUCGAGAAGUAGGCAGUUCGCUUCUUUCAAGCUUUGAAAAAGGGUCUAAGUCACAAGAAGACUGUAACGAUCCUGAGGUUAAUGCAAAUACAAACGCACCUGACCCGGCAUCGGCUCCUGAAGCUGUUAAUCCUGCGAUAACCAACAUCUUUAUUGGCAAUCUACCACCAGAUGCAACAGAGGAAUCUGUCAUCACUGCUUUAGCAAACCAAGGUUUUGUUGGAAAGGUCACACUUCCGAAAGAUAGCCUAACUGGGGAUCAUGCUGGCUUUUGCUAUGUCCAUUUCCCUUCAACUUAUGCAGCGGCUGCAGCAUUACCGGCCUUGCGGGGAACAUUAAUCGGGGGGUGCAUUAUUAAUGUUGAGCCUAGUAGUGAGCCUCUGAACCAAGAGCCUAGCACUACUACCGAUUUAUCUGAGGAUCCUAUUGUGCACUUGACUUCUGAGCUUUCCUGCAUGGCCUCGGAGCCUGAGCGACCCCAUAUUUCGUUCAACCUUCCGGUUAGUGAGCUAGACAACGACACUAGCAGCACCUCACGCGCACAUCAACGCCCAGAAACAACAUCUCAAGUCGAACCGGUGGACAUUCCGGUACCAGAACAAGGCAAUGUCCAACCCCGGCCUAAUACAGCACUUCUUGACGAAUCCGAAGCCAAUCUCGCCGAACGUUAUCCAUCUCUCUUCGCGUCCCGAGGCACCGACAACGUUGAGCCAAAUCUGCAACAUGAUGCGCAUGCUAUCUCCCCAUCCACAUCUAAUGAAUAUAGCUCUGGGAUGGAUCGAUAUCCUUCGAUGCGACAACUUGAAAUGCAGCCCCUUUUCAUGCAUGAACCACAGCCAGUUUGGGAUUGGCAGGCCCCGCGGCCUCACGUCAACCGUGGAUCUUCGGUCAGGGAUUUUCGGGCUCCAGAGCAGAAUAUCAACCCUUUUAGGCAAGAAGAAUCGUCGGGCCCUCCAGUUCCGGACCGAAUUCCUGGGUCAUGGCCAUGGGACCAGGACACCCAGCAAGGUAACCCUCGAGGUAUCCGGGGCGAAAACCUAUCUGGACCCAGCAUCUCAAAUACCCAAAGCUACCCCAACCAGCCAAUACGGUCAGACCUCUCUAGCCCAUUCACGCCAUUCCCUCCCCGUUUCCCUCCACUCCCCACAACAACCACGUCCCCCCUUCGUCGAAGUGCAACAGAGCGUGUCCGCAGAGCGUCUCCAAGGACAUCCGAAUUCUACCCAUACCCACAGCGAAGGUUUAGCAACCACGAACUAGCAGACAUGAGCACUAAUCGCGAACACCUUUCAAAUCUCCCUGGAACCUUCCCCCAUGAAAUUCAAACCCCUGGCAUAACCGAAACGCCGUUAGACGACAGAAUUGAACUCUGCCUGUCCCAUCUGAGAGCUCUUGGUUUUGGAGACGACAGAUCUCAGGAUACUAACAGACUCCGAAUUUUUGCGCAAGCCGCUGACGGAAAUCUUGAAGAGGCAAUUGAGAUGAUUGAAGAAGAGAGGAAAGCAUAUGAACAGGGACCUGUACUUUUUUGA
Messenger RNA from Arthroderma uncinatum, 3039 nucleotides. RefSeq lists its product as uncharacterized. The record is from RefSeq and is a predicted model, not a curated record. Bases 1 to 3039 code for a protein of 1012 amino acids. NCBI's taxonomy places the organism in Eukaryota, Fungi, Ascomycota, Eurotiomycetes, Onygenales, Arthrodermataceae. Gene Ontology annotation, molecular function: RNA binding. The transcript is spliced from 3 exons.